AUGGACCCGAACUCCAACGAUCCGAACGCAACCAUGGGUUCGACUGGUUCGGGUGCUGCCAGUGCCACGGCAUCAUCGCCUCCUCGACCGGAAGAUGAUCUAGAGCUCAGUUCAGGUACUACGGGACUCGGAAGUUCAAUCCAGGCCUCCCCGGCCGCGGAAGGAACGACAGAAUCUAGACCUCAGUCCCGGCAAGAGGGUCGCGGUUCCCACUCUCACAAUCUUUCGUCCUCGUCUGCUCUUUCCAUCCAAAAAGCCAAGCAAGUCGAGCCCGGCACCACCACGACCCACGCAGAAAGAGCGGAUACAGCUUCACAUCGCGGUCUUUUCGAUCCCACCCUACGCAGUCCCCGCACAUCCAUAUCCGAGGGUCCGGUCAGCAACCGUAUGAGCAUCAGCUCCCUGUACAGCCUAGCAUCGGCUCGUGGCGUCCCCAGCUCGGCAGCAUCGGCCAACGGCAGCGAUACCGGCAGCGUGACUAGCACCCAGAUCCAUCGACCCGCAUCCGGCAUCUUUGCAUCAGGCGGAGGACCCAAGAUUCCUAGCACCCCGCAGUCCGAGUCCAAAAUAUCCAACAUGACGGUCACAACAGGGGGUCAGGGGUCGCCGGGAACACACCAACUUGCAACACGUGAGAAGCCCCAGCAGGGACAGCAGCAGCAGAGCGGGACAAGCCCCACGCCACGCCCACAGCCCACCAGGUCUAGGAGCCGGGCGAAGCGUAGGUUUAGCGGGAGCACUGGCGCUAGCAGCCACAACAGUCCGAGUGGUGACCGCGCCCUAGCACACCGGCUAGAGAAGGAAGAGCACAGGCCUGCUCCGCUGGGUGUUAUUGGUGUGUGCGCUUUGGACGUCAAGGCGAGGAGCAAGCCCAGCAGGAACAUCUUGAACCGGCUCAUCCAGAACCGCGAGUUUGACGUCUGUGUCUUUGGAGACAAGGUCAUCCUUGACGAGGAGGUUGAAAAUUGGCCCAUAUGCGGCAUCACCUUUGAGCCGUUUGACUCGGAAUCGGAAAAAGCCAAAUGGGCCUCCCCUCGGAAGGUGGAGCUACUCGACGGCGGCGAUAUCCUCUCCGUCGACGGCACCUUGAUCAAAAAGCCCUUUGUCGAAAAGCCAACGAGCGGCGAGGACCACAACAUUAUCAUCUACUUCCCCUCGUCUGCCGGUGGCGGUGCCCGCAAGCUGUUUCGCAAAAUCGGCAACAAGAGCAGCGAGUAUGUUGAAACACUGAACGUCCCGCGCGCCAUCACCCAUCCGGAGGACAGCUUCAUCUAUGAGCGCUUUAUGCAAGUGGACAAUGCUGAAGACGUCAAGGCCUACACAGUAGGCCCGGCUUACUGCCACGCCGAGACGAGGAAGUCGCCUGUCGUAGACGGCGUCGUCCGCCGCAACACCCAUGGCAAGGAGGUGCGGUACGUGACCGCGUUGAGUACCGAAGAAAAAGAGGUCGCCAGCAAAAUAAGCACCGCCUUUGGCCAACGCGUGUGCGGCUUCGACUUCUUGCGCGCCGGCGGGAAGAGCUACGUUAUUGAUGUGAACGGAUGGAGCUUCGUCAAGGACAACGACGACUACUACAACCACUGCGCCAAUAUCCUCAAGGACAUGUUUAUUAAGGAGAAGCAGCGUAGGGAUGGACGAACACCGCCUAUGCCUUCGCCCGCCAUCUCCGACGUGGAUCCCAUGUCGGUUCGCGCGAACCACCCGGCCAAGGAGCGGGAUCUUGUCUCCCAGGGCCGGCCAAGCGUGGAUAGGUCGGCGCGCGAGUCGCUCGUCGAGCCGCUCCCGCCGGUCAAGCCCGAUUCGAAGCACAACAGCAUGCCCGCCAGUCCGUUAGCCAGUCAGUUUGCUGCUGGUUUGCAGGACAGCGCGCCGUCCACUGCGGCGUCCGUCAAGUCCGCCUCGCCAUCCAUUCUACCGGAGGCCGCAGUCCAGGACGAGCAGGAGCCGCCGCCACCGCCGCCUCCCAAGCCCAGCUGGAAGCUUAAGGGAGUGGUGUCAGUCAUCCGCCACGCAGACCGCACGCCCAAGCAAAAGUACAAGUUCACAUUCCACACAGCCCCUUUUAUCGAGCUACUCAGAGGUCACCAGGAAGAGGUUUUGCUCAUCGGCGAACCGGCGCUGGCCAGCGUGCUUGAUGCUGUAGACUUAGCCAUGAAAGCCGGCGUCGAAGAUCCCGCUAAACUUAAGGCUCUCCGCAACGUCCUUAUCAAGAAGGGCAGUUGGGCGGGCACCAAGGUGCAAAUCAAGCCCAUGUUCCGAAAGAAGGUUGAUGCAAAGGGUUCAAAGCCCCCCAAGGAACAAAAGGACGCCAUCAAGGAAGAAGAGCCGUUCCUCCAAACUGACGAGGAUACCGACAAGCAGGGCACCGGAGCGGAACCCCGCAAGCCGCCUCGGAGAACCGACUCGCUCUCGGGGGUGACCAUGUCCAAAUUCACAGCCGCCGAGGAGAGCCUCGUCCUCGACAAGCUGCAACUAAUCGUCAAGUGGGGCGGCGAGCCGACGCACUCGGCGCGGUACCAGUCCCAGGAGCUGGGUGAGAACAUGCGCGGUGACCUGGGUUUGAUGAACCGCGAGGUGCUUGACGAGGUGCACGUCUUCAGCAGCAGCGAGCGCCGCGUCGUGACCAGCGCGCAGAUUUGGGCGGCCAGCUUUCUUAAGAAGAAGGACGUGCCCGAAGAUUUUGUGACCGUCCGAAAGGAUCUGCUCGACGAUUCCAACGCGGCCAAGGACGAGAUGGACAAGGUCAAGAAGAAGCUCAAGGGGUUGCUGCGCAAGGGUAACGAGCGCCCACCGCAGUUCGCUUGGCCUGAGAACAUGCCCGAGCCGUCUGAGGUACAGACAAGGGUUGUCCAGCUGAUGAACUUCCACCGCAAGGUGAUGCACCACAACUAUGCAAAGCUAUACAGCGGCGCCGUGAACUCGCUUAACGCCAUCAGCAACCCCGGCACGGAGAAGGGCCUCGCCGAGGGAGGAUCGUCGGCCGUGUCGGUGUCGUCUCUCGCCUCGGCGGGGUCGCUGUCGCAGGCGAACUUGGUUAACACCAUACAGGCGCGGUGGUGCUGCGGUGAGGACACGGAGCUGUUCAAGGAGCGGUGGGAGAAGCUGUUUGCCGAGUUCUGCGACGGUGAGAAAGUUGACCCCAGCAAGAUAUCAGAGUUAUACGAUACUAUGAAGUUUGACGCCCUCCACAACCGGCAGUUCCUCGAGUGGGUGUUUACGCCACCCAAGAGCAUGCUGGAGGAGGAGUACGGCAUCUCGUUAAACGGCAAGGAGGGUGGCAAGACGUCGUCGUCCGGCUCGAAAGACGCCGAGGAAAACAAGGGCGAGGAGAAGUCUGCGCCGCCGGGCACCUUGACCGAGAAGAUCGAGACCUCGGGCCACAAGGCCGUUCGGCGCAUCUUCCGCCGCCGGUCGUUCCUCAACGGCUUUCGCAGCGGUGGGGAGGCAGAGCUGCCCGAGAAGUACUUUCACCUAUACCGUGGUAACAGCCAGACCAAAGCGAAGACGGACGCGCGCUUCGAACCGUUGCGGGAGUUGUACCAGUUGGCCAAGGUGCUUUUCGAUUUCAUCUGCCCGCAGGAAUAUGGAAUUUCCGAUAGUGAAAAGCUUGAGAUCGGUCUCCUGACCUCGCUCCCGCUGCUGAAGGAGAUCGUUGAGGACCUCGAAGACAUGCAGGCGUCGGAGGAAGCCAAGUGCUUCAUCUACUUCACCAAGGAGUCGCACAUUUACACGCUUCUCAACUGCAUCCUCGAGGGCGGGCUCGAGACAAAGAUCAAACGGGCCACGAUUCCCGAACUCGACUACCUCUCGCAGAUCUCCUUUGAGCUGUACGAGAUGCCCGCCGACCCGCCCGUGGACGCCGAGGGCACGCCCGUGUUCAACUACAGCAUCAAAAUCACCAUCAGCCCAGGCUGCCACGUUUUCGAUCCACUCGAUGUCCAGCUGGAUAGUAGGCACUGCAUCGGGUGCGCGCCGCGGCGGAGCUUGACGGCCCAUGCUGACUGGAAGGUCGUGAUCGAGACGCUGAGGGCCAAAUUCCACCAGGUGAAAUUGCCCAAGACGUUCCUAGCCGUCAACCUAUCGGAUGCUUUCACGUUCCAGGAGAAGCAGCAUCAGAACGAUAACGAGGUGCUCGAGAUGAAGCCGAUCAAGCACGGAGAGUUGACCGGGUCUCUUGAGCCGGGCGAGUCACUCGAGGUGAUCACAGACUCCGCCACAGGGGAGGCAGUUUCUGGUACGCCUACAGCCGUGGAGCCAACCGCAGAAGAGUCUCUUGAUACACCCACCACGGUUACCGCCACGGACGUCCCAGCUCCCGAAACGACCGUGCUGGACACACCAACGGGGGAGGCUGCGGGUGGAGCCGGCGGCGAGAAACUAAUGGAUUAA
Chaetomium fimeti is the source of this 4389-nucleotide messenger RNA. Its product is annotated as histidine phosphatase superfamily-domain-containing protein. The record is from RefSeq and is a predicted model, not a curated record. Gene Ontology annotation, molecular function: diphosphoinositol pentakisphosphate kinase activity; inositol hexakisphosphate kinase activity; 5-diphosphoinositol pentakisphosphate 1-kinase activity. Gene Ontology annotation, biological process: inositol metabolic process; inositol phosphate biosynthetic process. Gene Ontology annotation, cellular component: cytosol. NCBI's taxonomy places the organism in Eukaryota, Fungi, Ascomycota, Sordariomycetes, Sordariales, Chaetomiaceae. The transcript is spliced from 6 exons. The coding region runs from base 1 to 4389 and encodes 1462 amino acids.